AUGGCGCCUCUCAAAAGAUCUGAGGACCCGAUCUUGCCCACGCGUGGCAUGUCUGCAAAUUCUACAUUCGAGCUGACUCGCCUACCGAAAAGGCGCAUCCCCACGAUCAAGGAUGAACCGAAAGAAGAUGAUCCCCUGGAUAGGAGUGACUGGCAGCCCGAUAAGUCCAGCUAUUGGGAGCAGCACAAGCCGAUGAUAAGAAAAUUGUACAUCGACGAAAAGAGACCACUGCGAGAAGUGGUCGAGAUCAUGGAGAAGGAUUUUGGCUUCACAGCAACGCCAAAGAUGUAUAAGAGCAGAUUCCGAACCUGGGGAUGGCGGAAGUACAUUACACUCGACCCUGGUACAGACACCCGGAAAGUGCAAGACGUUAUUAAAAGCACGCUGUCAGAAGACGCCGGUGGUCAAAAGACCCAAAUUAUCCGCUUAGCCAAUGGGCAACUUGCCACUGUCGAUAUCAAACGGCUUCAGCAACAUAUAAGACGUAAACGACAACCCCAGGCCAGGCAGGCCCCGCUCACCAUCAGAAUCAACCAGCCCGACGUGUUCUACCACACCGAGGCAAUCUUCUACAGCGCUCGAACGCAUACCUUGAGUCGAUACGAGGGGAGACUCAACGGCACACGAGACACCUUCGACAUAUUCGCCUCCGAAGAGCCCAUAAUCGGCCGGUGGCUCAGGUUCACCGACGAGAUCCAGGGCCUCAUGAAGCAGCAGAACCUGAGCGGGGCCAUCGUGAAGAUGCGCCGGGCACCCGACGAGGUAGCCGCCAUGAUCAAGGCCGAGCCGACGGUCCUCCUGUCCAACCUCUUUAUGUAUAUCCUGAAAGUCGGCCACUAUACCGCCGUCACCCCCACCGAGUCGACACACGUCAGGCUGGUCGUGAAGUCGCUCCUGCAGUACGCCGCGUCCCUCCUGGCCUCCAGCUCGUCAGGCGCACAAGCCACACGCCAGCUGCACGACAUCGUCAGGGGGCUCGCCGCCGCCUCGGAGGGCGACCUGGGCGAGAUCGCGUCCAGGUCCUGGCUGGUGAUCCUGCAGUCCUGCGCCGAGAUAUCCGGCCUGGACCCCUCCGCCGCCGUGGCCGAGGGGUCCCUGAUGAAGUGGCUCGCGAGCGGCGGCCAGGGCGAGACCGACGGCUUCUGGUUCCUCGACAUCAUCCGGGGCAUCGUCGACGGCACGCUGGCCAGGCUCGAGGCGGCGUUCGGGAGGCGCGACUUCAGGUGUAUCGAGGUCCUGCACCGCAAGGCCUACCUGCUAAUCUAUGGGAACACGGUCAGGAGGCGGGAUUUCCGCCUGGACCCGAAGCUCGAGGCGCUGUACCUCGAAAUGCUGGAGCGGGGUGCCAAGGGAGCUUCGAGGGCUGGCGCUCUGAGAUUUCUCGCCGAGUUUUAUCAGGCACGCGGGGAAUUUAGUGUAGGGGAGCAUUACGCACAAUUGUCUACUGCAUCAAUGGAUGAUUAA
Molecule: messenger RNA, 1464 nt
Organism: Diaporthe batatas
Lineage: Eukaryota; Fungi; Ascomycota; Sordariomycetes; Diaporthales; Diaporthaceae
Exons: 2
Coding region: 1-1464 (487 amino acids)
Source: RefSeq, a predicted model, not a curated record